Molecule: messenger RNA, 906 nt
Organism: Trichosporon asahii var. asahii CBS 2479
Lineage: Eukaryota; Fungi; Basidiomycota; Tremellomycetes; Trichosporonales; Trichosporonaceae
Exons: 1
Coding region: 1-906 (301 amino acids)
Source: RefSeq, a predicted model, not a curated record
AUGGCUGGUGGCUACUUUUCCUUCCUCUCCAACCCCCACGGCUACUUCCAACAGGGAUUCAACCUCGAGGAUUCUUCCACUUGGUAUUCUUCUUCUUCCACUGUCGCUCUUUCCUCGUAUCACUCUUCCCCCGAGCCCUCUCCCCCGACCUCCUCCGCGACCUCUCCCGCGUCCAGUCUCGAGUUCACGAAGCGCCGCAACCAUCACUCCCUGCUUUUGCUUUUGCGCAUGACCGACAACAACAAUCCCGGCACCCCCAUCUACGACCACUACAAGCGUCGUGGCGCCAUCUCCGCCCCCGUCCCCGUCGUCUCGCCCACGCCCCCCGAGCUCCCCCAUCUCGACCUCGACACGACUGCCAUGCGCGACCCGACCGGAGCCGUGCGCCACUCCCUCUUCUCGGGGGAGGAGCGAACCUGGCUCUCCUUCUCCUCCCUCGGCCCCGCGCCCAAGCCCGACCGCCACGCAAUCAUGGCCGCGCACCAGCACGCCUCCUCUCCGCCUAACUUCAACGCGCAGGACGCCAUCGAAAUCCGUCCCGCCCUCAGUGCGCACCAGACCUGGCUCGCGCUGCAGAACGUGGACCGCGCUUUCUUCCGCAAGUACGGUCCCGCCGUGGCCCGCGGCACGCUCAAGCUGGGCGUCGUUCACGAGAGCGCAAGCGUGAAGAUUCUCGGGCGCCACGUUACGGUUCGGCGAUGGCAUCGCGCCGUCUGGUUCGAGGACGAGUGCGAGCACUUCAAGGACCCUCUGGCUGGAGUUGCUGUUUGCCGCGGCCAGGGGCCCUGCUUCCUCGAGCUGCAUGAGUUUGUCCGCGUCAAUGAGGCUGCUUUCGACAAGGUUCCUGGGCCUGUCAAGCGCGCGCUCGGGUAUUACAAGUAUGUCAAGGUUGGGGACAAGGAGUAG